AUGAUCCAUAACUGGGUUCAUAUACAUUUACUCAACUAGCUCCUUGCUAAGAUUAUCGGUUCUUUAAUGAUUCAUAAUUUAAAGUUCACUUAAAAAAAGCUGAAGAUAGUAAAUCCUAAUUACUCUGCACUAAAGAUAAUCAAUGAUUUGAAGUUGGUUAUGGUUCUUAAAUUAGCAUUUACGUGGCAGAUUGUUAUUAAGAGUUUCUAGAUUAAUUUUAUGAAGGGUCAGAAUGUAAUAAUGAUUAAGAAAAACUUGAAGAUAUUAUAAAACAAACUUAUCUCAAGGAACAGAUUCAAUAUUACAUGA
Messenger RNA from Stylonychia lemnae, 309 nucleotides. The record is from the annotation of a GenBank genome assembly. NCBI's taxonomy places the organism in Eukaryota, Ciliophora, Spirotrichea, Sporadotrichida, Oxytrichidae.